GUCCAUGUUAUUGUACUGAUCUCUCUCGAUCGGUCCAUUUCCUCUGUGUGGUCCUCCUCUUUAUAUCUCUAGACUCUCUUUUAACUUUCUACAUGUCUUCAUAGCUUAUAUCCGACUUUAGUCUUUCUUCUUUUUCUUCUUCUUACUCUGUUGCUUCUUCUUGUUAAGCCUACUACCUUUCGUUUCAGGAAAACUUGUUUCUAUUGUCUCUUUUUGGAUAUAUAUUUCGAUCUCCAGCCAUAUUAUAUUUUUCAGGCUCGUACUUUGAAACAAACACAGCGACGAUGUCUAGCAGAAGGUCGAGGCAGUCGGGGACUUCGAGGAUCACGGAUGACCAAAUCAUCGAGCUCGUUUCCAAGUUACGCCAAUUUGUUCCUGAGAUUCGCAAUAGGCGCUCUGACAAGGUACCUGCGUCUAAGGUUCUACAAGAGACCUGCAACUACAUCAGAAGCUUGCACAGAGAGGUGGAUGACCUGAGCCAGCGACUGUCCCAGCUUUUGGCUACAAUUGAUGCUGACAGCGAGGAGGCUUCGAUAAUAAGGAGUUUAAUUGCGCAAUGAAAACUCAUUUCCUAUGCUAUAUAUAUUAUAUAUAUAUAUAUAUAUAUAUAUAUAUAUAUAUAGUUGUGCUUUUAUCUAGGUUUUGGUCACUAGAUCUAACAGUGCAUGGCUAGUGUAUUUCAGAUUUCCAGCGUGAAUAGAUCACGCUGUAAUUAGUCGUAUAUUAAUAAAAGGACUUGCACUAGCUAGCAUUGCAUGCAUGCCUCUUUUACAUGCAA
Messenger RNA from Juglans microcarpa x Juglans regia, 778 nucleotides. RefSeq names its product transcription factor PRE6-like. The coding region runs from base 285 to 560 and encodes 91 amino acids. NCBI's taxonomy places the organism in Eukaryota, Viridiplantae, Streptophyta, Magnoliopsida, Fagales, Juglandaceae. Gene Ontology annotation, molecular function: protein dimerization activity. Gene Ontology annotation, biological process: regulation of growth; regulation of DNA-templated transcription. The record is from RefSeq and is a predicted model, not a curated record. The transcript has 2 exons.